Morus notabilis is the source of this 336-nucleotide messenger RNA. RefSeq lists its product as uncharacterized. Bases 1 to 336 code for a protein of 111 amino acids. The record is from RefSeq and is a predicted model, not a curated record. NCBI's taxonomy places the organism in Eukaryota, Viridiplantae, Streptophyta, Magnoliopsida, Rosales, Moraceae. The transcript has a single exon.
AUGUCUUUAUCCCCGAUCGCACAAAUUCUUAGUACAAACAAACUAGUGGGUGAAAAUUACGUUGACUGGAAACGUAACCUUGAUAUCGUGUUGAUGGUAGGCAAGCACAAGCAUGUGCUCACCACCCCCUGUCCUCUUGAGUCGACUGAGGAGUCUACUCAAGAGGAGCGAGACGCAUACACUUCUUGGAUGCGUUCUGAUGAGAUUGCUAGGUGCUACAUUUUAGCAUCAAUUAGCAAUGUGUUGCAGCAGCAACAUCAGAACAUGUUGACGGCUGUAGAUAUGAUCUACAGCAUUGCUGAAAUGUUCGGCAGCCAGGGCCGUAAAGACAAGUAA